Molecule: messenger RNA, 864 nt
Organism: Colletotrichum truncatum
Lineage: Eukaryota; Fungi; Ascomycota; Sordariomycetes; Glomerellales; Glomerellaceae
Source: RefSeq, a predicted model, not a curated record
AUGAUGGAACCCUUGACAUUUUUCUUUGAUGGAAUUGAUAAUGCGCCAGCGGAGGAAGUAUCUGACAGUGCCCCCGCAACCAGCACGUUCGAAGCGAAGGCAGUGGAUAUCCUCCGCCAGUAUCUUCAAAAUCAAGAUAGCUUAAGUCUGACCAGCGCAGCCCAAUCCAUUAUUAGCCUGCUUCCGGAGCCCAAAGAGCCACGAGGAUGGUCAGAAGAGCUCACGGCAUUUUGGGAGCUGUGUAUCAUCACGGCGGAACAGAUCCCUCACUACCACAUUUUGCAGAUGAAGCUGGCGCGGCUUGUUCUUGCCUUACGGCAUUCACCUAAGACUGCAUUCACCAUCUUUUGGGAUCACUCUAGGGAUAUCAAGUUUACGUCCGAAUUAAACCUCUUAAGAGAAACAAUUCGCGACCUUUACAACCCCGCUUUUUCAACUGAGGAUUCAGAGAAAAGUUCGAGCUACGAGGACGGUCAGCGCUGGGUCAACACAGUCGCUUUCUAUGCCCACAUGCAUGCUUUGAAUGGUGGCAUGUUAUCUACGUAUUGCGACUGGGUCAUGCGAGAUGCAUUCCUGUCCACACCGUCUACCGAAUAUGCCGCCCUAGAUUGUCAUGUGUCUGCAGCGGCACAGUGGAUAUUGUACACUGGGCAGAAUAUUCUGUCCAACAUUUUAGCCCCUCUAGAGGAGCAAGAGAGCCUGUUGGGAUCCAAAGAACCCUGGACAUUGGAUGAUUGGCAUCGCUGGAGAAUAGGUUUUGAGACAGCAGAACGAGAAGAACAUCUGCGGCAGGAGACAAGACAGCUGGCCAAAAGGUCUGCUAAUCUGAUGAAAACGCUCGAAGCCGUUAUGACAGGUGUCUAA